This is a messenger RNA of Metarhizium robertsii ARSEF 23, 861 nucleotides long. RefSeq names its product N-terminal binuclear Zn cluster-containing/DNA binding domain-containing protein. Gene Ontology annotation, molecular function: D-glutamate cyclase activity. Bases 1 to 861 code for a protein of 286 amino acids. The transcript has a single exon. Gene Ontology annotation, biological process: glutamate metabolic process. The record is from RefSeq and is a predicted model, not a curated record. Lineage: Eukaryota; Fungi; Ascomycota; Sordariomycetes; Hypocreales; Clavicipitaceae.
AUGCAAGCCUCAGAAUUAUUCACCGGUUUAGAUGCUCGUCUAGCGGCACGGGAAAACGAGCACACAGGUCCAACAGCGGGGAUAUCGCGGGGAUACAUUCAAUCAAACAUGAUUGUUCUACCAUCUCGCUACGCCAAUGAUUUCCGCGCGCUGUGUGGACGAAACCCAGUCCCUUGCCCUCUAAUCGCAGAGUCCACGACCACAGGCUCCUUCUCCUCCAUAAAAUCAUGCAUCAGGGGCCUUGAAGACAAAGACGUGAUCUCGACAGGGUGCGAUCUACGAACAGACAUCCCACGCUACAUGGUCUACAAGGACUCCGAGCUCGUGGCGUCCCAUGUCACAGACGUCAAGGACCACUGGACAGACGACCACGUUGCUUUCCUCAUUGGCUGUUCGUAUAGUUUCGAGAGCGAACUGAUGAGGGCCGGGCUGCCGCCCCAGCAUGUACUGCUGGGCAGGAAUGUAGCCAUGUAUAGGACCACGGUGCCGUUGUGUCCGGCGGGUGUGUUUGUGGGGGGCACGUACGUUGUUUCGAUGAGGAUGUACAAGGUGAGCGAUGUAGGGAGGGUGAGGGAGCUGACGGGGAGGUUUGGGAUCACGCACGGGGAGCCGCUUGAUUGGGGGUGGGACGCGGUUGCGAGGUUGGGCAUCGGGGAUAUCGGGGAGCCGGAAUGGGGGGAUGCGCCGGUCUUGAGGGGCGGCGGUGAUGGCGAGGCGGAGGUUCCGGUGUUUUGGGGCUGCGGUGUCUCGCCGCUGGAGGCGGUUGUGACGGCGGGGUUGGAGGGUGUGGUUUUGGGGCACGCGCCGGGGCAUAUGUUGGUUUUGGACUUGAGGGACGAGGAUAUUGUUGGUGUUUUGUGA